AUGGAUAAAGACUUCCGCUACUACUUCCAGCACCCGUGGUCUCGCUUAGUCGUGGCGUACUUAGUGAUCUUCUUUAACUUCUUAAUAUUUGCGGAGGACCCAGUAUCUCACAGUCAGACAGAAGCCAAUGUUAUUGUUGUUGGUAAUUGUUUCUCCUUUGUAACAAAUAAAUACCCUGAAGGAGGAGCCUGGAGAUUUUUGAAGGUGUUUCUGUGGCUGCUUGCCAUUCUGACAGGACUGAUAGCCGGGAAAUUUCUCUUCCAUCAGCGCCUGUUUGAGCUGGAUAGAGCUCCGUACAUCAAAGCUUACAUCAUCGUGGGAAUUAAUGCUGUGUCUACUUAU
Cariama cristata (Red-legged seriema) is the source of this 342-nucleotide messenger RNA. Its product is annotated as transmembrane protein 117-like. The annotation marks the transcript as partial. Gene Ontology annotation, biological process: intrinsic apoptotic signaling pathway in response to endoplasmic reticulum stress. The transcript has 2 exons. The record is from RefSeq and is a predicted model, not a curated record. NCBI's taxonomy places the organism in Eukaryota, Metazoa, Chordata, Aves, Cariamiformes, Cariamidae.